Molecule: messenger RNA, 1718 nt
Organism: Melitaea cinxia (Glanville fritillary)
Lineage: Eukaryota; Metazoa; Arthropoda; Insecta; Lepidoptera; Nymphalidae
Gene: Arpc1
Product: actin-related protein 2/3 complex subunit 1A-B
Exons: 3
Coding region: 196-1284 (362 amino acids)
Biological process (GO): Arp2/3 complex-mediated actin nucleation
Cellular component (GO): actin cytoskeleton; Arp2/3 protein complex
Molecular function (GO): actin filament binding
Source: RefSeq, a predicted model, not a curated record
GUCAUUUAUUGUCAGAUUUUUUGUUGCUGUGUGGUUGGGUCGGUAUUUUCAGACAAAAAUUAGAUAACGUAGACCAAUUGAAUUUCUAUUUGUUUACCAGUUUAUUAUUUUUAAAGACAAUUCGCGUUGACUGACCAGAGUCCGCGAAUUUCAUUUAAGCCUACAAUAUUAGCAGUAUUAAUACUACUUGCAAAAAUGUCGCAAACCCUAACGUUCGGUGAUUCAUGCGCCCCGAUAACUUGCCAUGCGUGGAAUAAGGACAGAAAUCAAAUUGCUUUCUCACCUAACAACAAUGAAGUCCAUAUUUAUCAGAAGGACGGAAGCGAGUGGAAACAAACUGACAAUCUUGUUGAACACGACAUGAGAGUGAUGGGUAUAGAUUGGGCUCCCAACACGAAUCGAAUCGUCACUUGUUCUGUUGACCGUAAUGCCUAUGUUUGGACUCAAGGAGAUGACGGAAAGUGGACAACUACUCUCGUUUUGUUGCGCAUUAACCGAGCCGCUACUUGUGUAAAAUGGUCACCCAAUGAAAACAAGUUUGCGGUUGGUUCAGGAGCCCGUCUUAUCUCAAUUUGUUACUUUGAGAAGGAAAAUAAUUGGUGGGUGUCUAAGCACAUUAAGAAACCUAUUAGGUCCACUGUGACCACUGUAGACUGGCACCCUAAUAAUAUUCUUCUUGUGGCUGGAUCUACUGAUUUUAAGGUCAGGGUGUUCUCUGCCUAUAUUAAAGACAUUGAGGACCAACCUGGACCUAAUGUUUGGGGAUCAAAACUUCCUUUGGGGCAGUUGUUAGCGGAGUUCCCUUCAACUGGAAGUGGUUGGGUACAUAGCGUAUCAUUUUCUGCUGAUGGUAAUAAAGUAGCCUGGGUUGGACAUGAUAGCUCAAUUAAUAUUGCUGAUGCCACUCAAGGCAAAGCUGUAAUUAAACUAAAGACUGAAUAUUUGCCAUUCUUGGGGUGCAUUUGGGUAUCCAACAAUUCUCUCAUUGUAGCAGGACACAGUUGCAUUCCAUUACUUUACUGCCACGAGGGUGAUAAUAUUAAGUUUGUUGCCAAAUUAGACAAUACUCAGAGGAAAGAGUCUGGAGGCUUGUCGGCUAUGAAGAAGUUCCAGUCGUUAGAUCGUCAAGCUCGUAUUGAGACAAGUGACACAUACUUGGAUUCCAUCCACCAGAAUGCUAUAACAUGUAUCAAUCUUUAUAAAGGAACAAAAGCUGAUGUCAUCAAAUUCAGUACUUCAGGUCUCGAUGGUCAACUAGUCAUUUGGGACACCAAGAACGUUUAAUCAUUUGAGGAGAAUCAAGGAUUAACUAAGUAAAACAUAUAUGCUAAAUGAAUCAUUUUAUUUAUUUUAUAAGUGAUAACAUAAUCAGUUUGUUUUUGAAUUCUGAAAUCAUUCAAUUAGAUAACAAAAAGACGCGGAAAGCUGUGAAAAAACAUCACAAUCACAGUUUGAUCAGUCUAGCGAGAAAGAAAUAAGAAGCGAUCAGCGGUGAGUGAAUUCAGCUCCCCAUAUUGUAAAAACUUCAAAUAUACAGAAUAAACUAUAAUAGUUACAACAUCUAGGAUUUUUUUAUUAUACAAUUUAAAUUUUAACUUUUAUAAUCAAAUAAUUUAUAUAAAUUAGACAAUAAGACUUACUACACACUAUGUAUAAUAGAUCACUUUUAAUACUACUGAAGUACUGAUGCUGUCAACAUUAAAAAUUUACGAAAUUAA